Symbiodinium sp. CCMP2456 is the source of this 1965-nucleotide messenger RNA. The record is from the annotation of a GenBank genome assembly. NCBI's taxonomy places the organism in Eukaryota, Dinophyceae, Suessiales, Symbiodiniaceae.
AUGGUGACAGCCGAUUGUGGUGAUGGCUCUGCUUGCGCGGCCAACUUCGGACCGUUUCAAGGACACAUGUCCCAGAAAGAGUUUGAUGAGCUGGGGUAUCCAAAGAUUCCGGACCAUUGGACCAAAGAGUGGAUGCUGAGACAAAUCGAGCUGGAAAAGGUUGACCCACGGGUCAAUCCUAACCUGCUGCUUGAUGAGACGCACCAAGAAUUCUGGGACAACGCUUCUCGCAAGCCGUACGCGAAAGCUAUUCUUCGAUCCGAGCAGCACUGGCUUCAACGGAGAAAGCUCUGGCUUCGCCAAUAUGAGCAAGUUGCGCUUGCCAACAUGAUUCGCGAAGAGCUAGCUGCAGAACUGGAGGCAUGCCCUCCCAGCGUAAAGCGGCAGGUUACGCCCAUCCUGAAGUACAAGAUCACAGAAAUCGCGUUGACGAACAGUCUAAAACUUGCUCGAGCACAGCAGCUUCCGCUAAGCGAAGUUCUUCAACGACCCGAUCAGGUGCACCAGUUGCAAUCCCUUCGACUGAAGCUCGAAGACGGCGGCCCGCAAGUGGCUGAGCAGCUUUUAGAGGAGUACAACGCACGUGCCACGGACCGAAUACGCACAAACGCCAGCAUCAAGCAAGAGGAGGAAAGAUCAACACCAGUGGUCUUGGAUUCCGACACCAUGGCAAAGCUCAUGAACCAAGCGCAGAAGCUCCGGAAAGAUGGUUAUAUCGAAUGGCACAAAGGUGCCGUCGAGGAGGCUUUCCGUAGUUGGUGCGAAGCAGAAGCUCACCUGUACCGCAAACGACUGCCGGAGGGUGAUGCAGGAAAUGCAAUGGUGAGCGAUUUGCAUUGCAUUUUGCUGAAGAACAUUGCACAGGCAGCUAUCAAGCUUGGGCAUUGGUCAGAUGCUUUGCGAGCGUCAGAGGAUGCCCUUGCGAUAGACGACGAGGAUCCAAAAUCAUGGUUUCGACGUGCCUGUGCGUUGGAAGGCCUAGGACGAUAUCCAGAGGCAAAGGAGGCGCUGGAGCACAUCGAGGCUCUUGCAGUUGGACGUCCUGAUCGUGCCCGCUUGGUUCGAGAUGUCGGGACCCGCCGUGAGCAAAUAGAUUCCUUGACGGCGAAGCACACGCAGACAGAGCGUCUCGCCAUGUGCAGAGCCCUGAAACAGCGAGUGUUCGCAGAGGACACAAUUCCUUCCUUGGAGAUGGAUGGCAGCCUGGACCGCGUGCUGGACCAGGAAACGGACGAAGAUGAUAAAGAACUGCAGCAGCUCGAGGAAGAGCUGCUGCAACUGGAAAUGGAAGAUGCAGCGCUGAAUGACGCUUCCCGCGCAGUCUCGAGUGCUGCUCCUGUGGUGACGAAAUGCUUUGCCGUCGGAGAUCGCGUGCAAGCACGGGAGAUGCUGGCAGACGUAGAUGCUGGACAGUGGGGCACGGUGGUCGAGGUGGACGGUGAUGGUGACAUCAAGGUGCUCUUCGACGGACAAGACGAGGCUCAGCUGAUCUUCAGCGUGGACUUCAGCAGCCUCCUGACGGAAAGCGCAGACAGCGCGGAGUCCUCCAGGAGUCGCGCAAGGCCUGGGGAUUUCUGCUUGACGCAUGACGGAGCAUCCGACCUGCUGGAUGCCUUGCUUUCCGCUUACCAAGACCCUGGAUUCCAGCAGCAAGUCGCCAAGCUUGCGCGAGACGUGCGCUGGGAUGUGGAAAGCUUCAGGCGGCACCUGCCCAAGGUGGCGCUCGGCCCGCAGAAGGAAGCCCUGCUCCGCUUCGGCUUCGAGGCUUCGCUGGAGGGCGCCGGCGUGGCGCAGCAGGCCCUUGAGGCCGCAAAGGCGCGGGCUUCCGCAAGGCAGCGCGCGGGAUUGCAGAAGCAAUCCGACGAUGUGACGAGGACACUCUUCGGUGAGAUGUACAGCGUCGCAUUCCCGAGCUCCGAUUUGCGAAGUAGCCAGUCGGCCGAUGUGCAGUCCGUGGUAAGCUGA